Molecule: messenger RNA, 1100 nt
Organism: Anolis carolinensis (green anole)
Lineage: Eukaryota; Metazoa; Chordata; Lepidosauria; Squamata; Anolidae
Gene: nme9
Product: NME/NM23 family member 9
Exons: 8
Coding region: 101-583 (160 amino acids)
Source: RefSeq, a predicted model, not a curated record
CUUUGCAACACUGUAGAACUCAUGCAAUUUGACACCACUUUUUACUCAUAGGAGCUGUGGUUUUAGUGAGGCAUCGGCAUUCUUUGACAGAAGAAGCACAAUGGCCAGCAGGAAGAAGGAAUUAGCUUUGCAGAUGCUUAUAAGCAAUCAGGAACUUUGGGAAGAAAUGCUGAGUUCCAAAGGACUGAUAGUGGUAGAUGUUUACCAAGCCUGGUGUGGACCAUGUAAAACAGUCGUAAGCCUCUUCCGGAAAAUAAGAAACGAACUUGGUGAUGACCUCCUGCAUUUUGCUGUGGCUGAAGUGGAUUCAAUUGAUGCCCUAGAGAAAUACCGUGGUAAAUGUGAGCCUACAUUUCUCUUUUAUGCUGGAGGUGAGUUAGUAGCAGUGGUAAGGGGAGCUAAUGCACCAUUGUUACAGAAAACCAUUGUGGAGCAGCUGCAAGCAGAAAGAAAGGUCUUGGAGCAUGGAGCAGACAGAGUGGUGAUUCAAGACGAAGGCCUUCCUAAAGGAGAAGAAAGCGCUACUGUUGAAGAAGAGGAAGAGGAGGAGGAAGAAGAUGGUGAGGAAGAUGAGACAGAGUAAUCACUUUCUGGGACUGGCUUUCCAGCUGCCUUUUGGAGAUGAUGAGGAAUAUGACAGAAUAGUACAAAGAAGAAGUUUCUAUAACAUGUUCCUCAUAGCUAACACUGUACCACAAGGAACAGAAGUUUUCAUAAAGAAUCAAAGUUAAAGAGUAGGAAGAAACCACCAGGGCUAUUCAAUGCAAUCCCCAGCCAUGCCAGAACACAAUCUACCCUGUUUCCCUGAAAAUAAGUCAUCCCCGAAAAAUAAGACCUAGUAUAGGUUUUGCUGAAUUGCUAAAUAUAAGGCCUCCCCCGAAAGUAAGACAUAGCAAAGUUUGUGUUUGGAAGCACGCCCACCAAACAUAAUACCAGAGCAUGCAGGAUCAAUAAAUGUAUGUACCAUAGAUUGUUGUCCAUGGAAAUAAUGGUAGUAACAAGACAUUCUUGAUAGGAUUCAGUUUGUCUGGUUAUGCUGGUUUGUGAUGACAACUACUGUACAGUAUAUAAUAAAUGUUCAUUUUUUGUUCAAUAAUAAA